Molecule: messenger RNA, 1851 nt
Organism: Cervus elaphus (red deer)
Lineage: Eukaryota; Metazoa; Chordata; Mammalia; Artiodactyla; Cervidae
Product: translation initiation factor IF-2-like
Exons: 10
Coding region: 1-1851 (616 amino acids)
Source: RefSeq, a predicted model, not a curated record
AUGGUCACUCACCUGUGGGCAGACAACAGGAGGAACGACAUCAUAUCACCAGAUGACAUCACACCCCUGGCCCCUGAAGCAGAGACCAUAGUCACCCCCAUUUUCCAGAUGGGGAAGUUGAGGUCCUGGGCCCAGGAGGUGAGAAUCAAGGGUGAGCUGUCUUGGGGGUCUGCAGCACUGGCUGUGUUAACCCCAGACGCCCCAGAGCAGGACCACGUGGGUCAUCACGGCCACCGACAGCUGAAUAUGGCUCUCACCACCAAAGCACAGGCCGGCAGGAAACGAGGGGUUUCUUGGAAAAAGCUGGGACAUGGGGACAUGCUGGCCUCUGACUACGCUGCGGCCGACGGGCGCGGAACGCACAUCCCGCCGCCUCCUGGGACCCGGGGCCACGACAGGGCGGGCAUCGCAGAGGCGGGCGAGGGCGGGCGGCAUUCAGACCAACAGGCCCCUCUUGUGCCGCCUUCAAUCGCCAUUGACCGAAGACAAACCGGGCUGCAUUUCAGGGUUUCCAUUUCAGCGGUCCCCGGGGGUGGCCGGCUGCAGUUUGCGGGGGAGGAGGAAUGGGGCCCAAGAACUUUCUGCCAAUCGGAGGCCCAGGGUGCGGCCCGGCAGAUCGGGGAAAGGAAGGCGCUCCUUAUCGACCCCGAGUCUGCCCAUCCUUCAGGACACAACGCAGUCCUGUUUCCCCCUGAAAGCCCCCCCGGCCAUCCCACCCACGCCAUGCCCUGCCUCCGAGUCACCCUCGGGGACUUGAACCAUUCUCGGGGGCACCCACACACCCCACCUCAUAACCCCGUACCAACUGUGCCCAGCCCUGCCCCCCACCCGCAGACCCAGAGACGGCACGGCCUGCCCUCCAGCAGCCCAGCAGAUGGGGUGGGCGCCCUCACCCAAGCUGGGCCCACCCGGCUCUCCGGGUGGGGCUGGGGCUUGCGUGGCAGUGCCCAGUGGGCACCCUGCCCCGCCCAGGCCCCGCCUAAAGGACCCAAACGGGCGGGCCCUGGAGGCCCAGCUGUAGCAUCCUCGGGGCGGUCAGGGCCCCUCCCCACCCCGGGUCUGGAGAAGAAGGGCCGUGUGGCCGCGCCCACCAGGCUCAGCUCUCCCCAUCCCCCGCGCGGGGCCUGGGAGCCCAGAGCCCUGCGGCGCGUCCAGCCGCCCAGCGCUGCCCUUGGAAGGAGCGACGGGCGGCUCCCUAGCAUCUGUGCCGAAACCCCGCGACGGGGAAGUUGGGGCGGGGGGUGCACCCAGAACGAGCUCCCGCUCACGCCCACCCGCCGGGCCCCGACCCCUUCGGCCUCCCCUCACGCCCCGACAAUGCCUCCGGGUCGGCCGCCCGGCUCCGGACCAGGCCCGGGGCUACCGCCGCCUCCCGCAAUCCCUCGGUCCUUUGUUGCCCGGCGAGCCCCCUCCCUCGGGGUUCGUCCGGCUGUUCCUACCUUCGCCCCUCCAGCAGCAGGCGGAGCGGCGGGCGGCGGGGGCGCCCGACCCCCGUCCUCUCCCGGCGCCGGGGCACCGGCGGGGGCAGAGGAUGCUGCGGCUCCCCCUCCCCGCGCGCCGCUGCCCACCGCCUGCAGCCCCUCCCGGCACCGGGGUUCCGCGUUCGCGCUCCGGGUCCGGGCCUCGCGCGCCGCGUGUACGGCCGGCUGGGCGGCGGCAGGAAAGCGGGGAGGCGCUGAGCCGGGCAGCCCUGGCCGCCGCCUGCGCUCCCAGCGGCGGAGCCCGAGCCGAGCAGAGCUGGAGCGGAGCGAGCGGCCCGGCUCCGGGAGGGAACAAAAGGGGCUGCGGCGCCGCGCCGCAAGGGGGCGGGCGGGCGGAAAACGCCCCGGCACCUCGUCCACCGGCUCCUAG